Molecule: messenger RNA, 1080 nt
Organism: Acaromyces ingoldii
Lineage: Eukaryota; Fungi; Basidiomycota; Exobasidiomycetes; Exobasidiales; Cryptobasidiaceae
Exons: 1
Coding region: 44-994 (316 amino acids)
Cellular component (GO): intracellular anatomical structure
Molecular function (GO): pyridoxal phosphate binding
Source: RefSeq, a predicted model, not a curated record
GAGGCUGCUUACGAUGACGACAGCCACAAAGACGGUCCGCAGCAUGGCGUCCUCCUCGUUGUCCUCUUCGCACCUCCGACCGACGUCCGAGCAGGUGCAGCGAGUGUCGGGCCAGAUUCAGGCGGUCCGCCAGCGCAUUUCGCAGGCCGCCUCGCACGCCAAGCGACGGGACCCACCGCGGCUCGUGGCCAUCUCCAAGCUUCACCCGCCCACAUCAAUUCUGGCCGCGCACACGUCGUGCAGUCCGCCGCAGAUCCACUUUGGCGAAAAUUACGCGCAGGAGCUCGAGAGCAAGGCCAAGGUGCUGCCCAGCAGCGUCCAGUGGCAUUUUGUGGGCAAGCUGCAGAGCAACAAGGCCAAAGUGCUUGCCGCCAUCCCGAACCUGUACCUGGUCGAGACGCUCGACUCUGUGAAGGCGGCGCAGGCACUACAAAAGGCGUUGGUGAACUUGGAAACGAAGAGAGAAGGACCGCUUCGGGUCUAUCUCCAGGUCAACACCAGUGGUGAGGACGCCAAGGGUGGCUUGCCGCCCCUGGGAGGACAUGAGCAGGGCGACAAGGGUGGCGAGCUCGUCCAGCUCGCGCAGACGAUCGUUCAAGACUGCGAUCGGCUGGAGUUGAGCGGUCUCAUGACGAUUGGAGCGGCGGCUGAGAGCAGAAAAGGAGACGGAAACGGGUUUCAGUCGAAGGAAGAGGCGCUCGAGGCCAAUUCAGACUUUAGAGUCCUCAGCGAGACUAGGCUGGCCCUCGUCAGAGCGUUGCGACAGGCCAAAGUGGAGAGCAAGAACAGUCGAUAUACCCAGUUGCUGAGUGGAGACGACGAGGAAGGAGGCCUGGAGCUGAGCAUGGGCAUGUCGGCCGACCUCGAGGUGGCCAUCUGGGCGGGGAGCGACAAUGUGCGCGUGGGCACAGACUGCUUUGGCGUGAGGCCAAAGAGCAGAGACGAGGCCAUGGAGUCGAUGAAGCACGAGCUCGAGCCACCAGCAUCUGCGUGAGCGAAAUACACAUCUAGACAUAGAUAUGGCCCCCCUUUAUGGCUGUACUUGUAAUCCGACAAAAGUAUUAAUACAAUGGGCCUCCU